Molecule: messenger RNA, 2234 nt
Organism: Scleropages formosus (Asian bonytongue)
Lineage: Eukaryota; Metazoa; Chordata; Actinopteri; Osteoglossiformes; Osteoglossidae
Gene: nek12
Product: NIMA-related kinase 12
Exons: 4
Coding region: 369-1889 (506 amino acids)
Biological process (GO): protein phosphorylation
Molecular function (GO): ATP binding; protein kinase activity
Source: RefSeq, a predicted model, not a curated record
UACUCUUCCUGAAUCAUUGAUGAUUGCACUCGAGUUCGUUAUACGACACCGCACUUAGUGUCAUAUAUAAUUUUGUCUCGAAGGCAAGCCGUAACCAUGGUGACGGGGGAACGCUAACACAGCGGAGCAGAUCGCGCUGGGAGACAGUGGUGACGUCACGCCGCUCUUUGCGCUCGUUUUAUUCGGCGAUGCUUUUUGUCUUUAAAUCGAAUCUUUACUAUUACACCUAGAAAUGACACGAAUCUUUCUAUGGGAGCAUAACUAUCGGUCUUGUAAAAUUGUUUUGUUGAGCCGAAGCGUCCGGCGUCACCUCAACAACGGCUGAGAAAAAUCCUCACCCACUCGGCUCGCUGAUAAAAAAUAAUACCAUGGAAAUGUAUGAGAAUGUUCUCACGCUAGGAAGGGGCGCAAGUGCAGUAGUGUUUCUAAUGAGACACGCUGAAUCGAAAAAACUGUAUGCUGUGAAGAGAAUUCAGAUCAACAGCCACCGGAAAACGAGAACCGUGGAGGCCGUCGUGCAGGAGGCCGAAAUACUUAAGAAACUCGAGCACCCCCACAUUGUGUCCUGCUACAGUCAUUUCAUUGACGACGACUACAUUCACAUCGUCAUGGACUACUGUGACGGCGGGACGCUGGAUGACCAAAUCAAGGAGAGGAAAGAGCUUUUUACGGAAGACCACGUCAUGGGGUGGUUUGUUCAGGCUGUCAUGGCGGUAAACUACAUACAUUCUGUCAGAAUCCUUCAUCGGGACAUCAAGACCACCAACGUGUUUGUGACCAAGAAAAACAUCAUAAAACUGGGGGAUUUUGGAAUAUCGAAAGUGAUGAGCCACACAACAGACAUGGCCAAAACAUGCAUUGGAACUCCAAGCUACCUGAGCCCAGAGGUCUGCCAGGAUGUUCCUUACAGCUCCAAGUCUGACAUCUGGGCCCUGGGAUGCCUCCUUUUCGAGAUCUGUGCACUCAGACCGGCCUUUGAGGCCAAGAACCUCAUUCGCUUGUAUCACAAGAUCAUAAAAGGGGAGUGCGGCAGAAUACCGGAGGAGUACUCGGAAAACCUGGCUGCUCUAAUUCAGAAGAUGCUGUCCUUGGAGCCAGGGGAGCGACCCAGUGCAAGCUGCAUAUUGAACAUGACCUAUGUCCAAGAGCACCUCGGGAAAUUUGUGGAGCAACGGGAGAAUCAACUCACAAAGAGUAACCAGUGUUCAAAACAUGCACCUCAAAGCAACCUCGCCACCAGGGGUGCAUCAGCAGUGGAUCCAUGCAGCAAGACUAUGGUCUCCCCCAGCGAGCUGAAGGACAGCGGCUAUGGCAGAGCUCGGUCGGCCCCACCGAACCUAGAUGAGGAAGAGGACGGGGGGCGAGACCUCCAGAGGGACAAAGCAGAGGAAUUUCCCAACAUGGGGAGUGGCUCUGACUACUCUGAUGAUUUCGAUGAGGAGGGCAGUUUGUCCUCCAUUGAGGAGCACAUCGUAGAGGAGUCUUCCUGUCCUCUAAAUGCACACAGUGAUGAGGCUUCUGAAGAGCAACAUGCUGGCCCAGGUGAAGGGGACUCCAGCGAGUACCCUGAUGACUUUGAGGAGGCUGAUGAGGAGGAGCUCAUUCACGUGGUCAGCAAUGCAAGGAAUGACAUGGAGGUCACUGUGCAAAAUGACCAUUUUGAAGAGGAGAUGCAGCACAGAGAGGGCUGCACUUUUUCUGCAACUCUAAAAUGCAUAAGAGACAGGUGUGUGGAGAACAUCGGACCCGAGCUUUAUGAAGAAAUCCAUUCUUACUUUGUCAGUGGCCUCACCCCAGGUGACCUGCAGGCACACUUUGAGCACAAGGUGGGACCAGACCACUUGGAAACCUGCUACGUUAUGUACAGCAUCGAACAGGAGACGACAUAAAUGCAACGUGUGCAACUUGGAGAAAGAGACGGACACAACCAGUUCAAACUACUGCAGGUCUCAAAAGGAAACUAGUCAUACUUUCUGGAUUGUGAGCUAAACUCUUGGAGGUAUAUUUACGGUAGGCAGGAACCUUGGCCCCACCCCACUGCUCAGACUUAGAGCCGCACCUGGGACCAGCUAGUUAGGAGGCAAUGAGUACCAGGUGCGGCCAGUAAAGCCAAAACGCUGCAUAGAGACCGAGGAUUAAAGUAUGAGUUAGGGAGAGGUAGAAGUUUGGAUGGAAAUUUCUAUUAACAGUUUGAAUAGUUUAUGAAUUGCGAUAGUUUAUGAAGGAUAUGGAGU